This is a messenger RNA of Loa loa (African eye worm), 1262 nucleotides long. RefSeq names its product exodeoxyribonuclease III. The record is from RefSeq and is a predicted model, not a curated record. Gene Ontology annotation, molecular function: double-stranded DNA 3'-5' DNA exonuclease activity; endonuclease activity; DNA-(apurinic or apyrimidinic site) endonuclease activity. Bases 8 to 949 code for a protein of 313 amino acids. Lineage: Eukaryota; Metazoa; Nematoda; Chromadorea; Rhabditida; Onchocercidae. Gene Ontology annotation, cellular component: nucleus. The transcript has 6 exons. Gene Ontology annotation, biological process: base-excision repair.
UUAUAGAAUGCUUGGAAAGCACGGAAGAAUGAAGAAGAGAAGGAGAGAUGAUAAGGAGGAAGCAUUCAAGAAUGCUAGCAAUGAUAAGGAAGAUGUGACCGAUGAGCACAUAAAAAUGGGGAGUGAGAAACGUGUAAUGGAGAGAAAGAAGAAGAAAGUUGGAAAAAGUGGCAGAGAAAUCAAAAUUAUCAGCUGGAAUGUUGCUGGUCUCAGGGCAUGGAUUAAGAAGGAUGGCCACUCAAUUUUGGUUAAAGAGAAUCCGGAUAUUGUUGCUCUACAAGAAACAAAAUGUGUGGAAGUUCCAAAUGAAUUGCAAAAUGGUUACUACAGUUUCUUGAAUACUUCUGAAAAGUCUGGACACGGCGGUGUAUUAUUACUUACAAAAGAGGAGCCGAUAAAGGUAACAUAUACUUUUGAUGACAAAUCUAAGUCUGGUCUGGAUGGGAAUGGUAAAGGACGGAUUAUUAUUGCUGAAUAUGAGAAUUAUUACCUUAUUAACGCUUAUGUUCCGAAUAGUGGACGUGGUCUAGUGAACCUUGACAAACGAAAGUUUUGGGAUGACUGCUACUUCAGUUUUAUUAAAAAACUUGAUUUAAAUAAACCUAUUGUGUAUGUUGGAGACCUAAACGUUGCGCAUCAGGAAAUUGACUUGGCGAAUCCGAAAACCAAUUAUAACAAGACAGCUGGAUUCACGGAUCAGGAACGGAAUGAUUUUACUCGGUUGCUUGACGCCGGGUUUGUGGAUGUUUUUCGCAGAUUAAAUCCAGAAAAAGAAGGUGUUUAUACAUUUUGGUCGAACAUGCGCAACGCUAGAGAAAAGAAUGUCGGUUGGAGGCUCGAUUAUUUUGUGGUUAGUGAACGAAUUAUGAAUAAAGUAAAGGAGUGUGAUAUUCUCUGUUCAGUCAAGGGAAGCGACCACUGUCCCCUGAGUCUUACAAUUGAAUUGUGAGAUCUAACCAUUGAAUGUUUUUGUACUGGGUCUUGUUAUGAUACAUAGUAUUUUGAGAUCUUGAAAUUCAUUUGCAUUUCAAAAUCCAAACUUCUUAUCUGUUCAUUAGGGUCACUUCCAAAUAGUGUACCUUGAGGAACAUUUUUUGUCUCCCAUUGCGUUUAUUCCUAACCAGUUUAUUUGCUUGUUCAUUUGUUACUUUGCAUUUGUUCGUUCCAUGUAUUUCUUUGUUUUUCUGGGCAAGCUUUAAGCUGCAGGUCCUUAUGUCGCUGAAAUAGUUUUAACAAGAUAUUUGAAUAAAUUUAUGCCACGA